CCUCCUGCAACCCCCCCCCCAGUGCCGAGACCUCGUGGGGGGGGGGGGGCGUCCUAAUUACUGCUCUGCUUUCCGCUCCUACUUCAGGCCCGGUUUGCCGCUCUGCUUUCUGGUCCCUACUCGGGGCCCGAGCUGCUGCUCUGCUUUCUGCUUCCCGCCCACAGCCUCAUGCCCAGUCGGUAGCUCUGUUUUCCGCUCGCUGACCUGCGCUGCUGCGCUGCUUUCUGUUCCCCGCCCUGCGCCCCAUGCCCGAUUCGCUGCUCUGCUUUCUGCUCCUUGCCUUUGUGUCUGCUCCGCUGCUCUGCUUUCUGCUUCCCGCCCCUCCCGGCCUGCCCUUUCGCUGAACAAAACCGGGGCGAGGGGGACGAUCUCGGUGCCUCGUCUCUUGUCGUUGUAAUUUAAAUCCCAGGCGCGGGCCGGGCCGUCCCGACGCGAGUCCAGAGGGAAAGGCGCGAGCGACUUGGUAGAAACCGAGUCUUUGCAAAGUGAUUUUUCGUUCAAUUUUUUAAAAUACACUAAAAGAAAAGGGGGGGGGGGGCUGAUCCUGCGCGCUGGCUGCGCUGGGCCCCUUUCACCCCGGCGGCCGCCAGCGCGGCUGCGAGUCGCGACUUUGCCCCUAUGAAAUCCCUGCUAAAUUUGGUCCGGCGUGCCAGGCGCGCGCGCGAGGAUGUCACGGUCAAUUUUGCUCCAGCCUUGGUUUUGUACAAACAAAUAAGCAGUGGAACCGUUCCCAAUUUUAGUCCCGGUGUUUAAACAGAGGAUGACUUUAAACAGCCCGGUGGCCGCAGCGAAACAUUGUCGCCUUGUGCCCGAGUACCAGGAACUGAAAUGGGCUGAAAGUAAAACCAACAAGGCUCCCUUUAUUACGGAGAAAAACGCAGGCAGUGAGCAGCAGAGAUGAUGAAAGGCGCAGCGGAUUUUUAAAACGCAGUUUGUCUCGUGUAAGGUUUGGGUUAGCGGUUCAUAAAUGUAUCUUUUUCCUUUGAGCGCUCCUUUCAUCUGAAGGAAUACUGCAAGGCAGCGGAGGUGCCCGGAUCGUUGCUUUAGAAGCUGAAACAGGAAUCCUGACAGGAGUCCUGUGCGGCCGGAACCCGCUUGCCAGAGCGCGAGGGGCCGAUGCCGCGAGUGCCUGCUACCCCCUGGCGGCGAGUGGCGAGCACCGCCGUUUGUACAGAUCUGUCCUAAUUCAUAUUUUCAUUUCCAUGAUUUAUUUUACAUGCAUUUUUAUUAGCGCUUAUGCCUGGUUUGAUAGCCUAGUUUUCAUGGCUGGGGAAAGAGAAUUAAUUUCUGAAGACAGGGCUGGUUAGACGUGUUAGACGCGGAGAGAAAUGCGUCCUGAAUGCUGUAUAAGAUCUGAAUUCUUUUCAUAAUGAUUUGUUAGUUUAUCUCUGCUCUUUAUUCUCCCUGUCCUGUCUACCCAGGUGUUUUGUGAGCAGGUCGUGAUGGUGCUUUUUUGUAGAAAGACGUUCUUGUCCUGCGCUCCCUGCCGACGUGGUGGGUAUGAGUUGCAGCUCUUUCUGCACUUCUGAUAUCGGGUGUGCAGUGUACGACAGGAGCAGGUUUCUUACUGUUUGAUUUGAACCUUCCUGACAAAUUCAUUGCAGGAUUUUUACAGCAUCUAAAGUGCUCAGACUUUUUUUGCUGCCUUUGUUCUGCGAGAUUUGGUAGGAUUUAGAGUUGGGUUGAAGCGCCCCCCAUUUCUGCCUAGGAGAAAAACAGUACAUCUUCCUGACGCGGUACUCUGCGCCCUGUGUUAACUACUUUGUCCAGAAGAAGGGGACAGAGCAAAAUCAAACGUGUUGGUGUGUGAGAAAAGAGGAACUGGAAUCCACUGGCUAAAGCCUGGAACCAGACCUCAGCAACUUUGGGCUCAGUUUUGCCAUGGCCCUGCUGGGUAUCCUUGGGCAGGUUCCUCGGUUUUCCCCACCUGUGAAAUGGAAAUGGAGAAGUGUUGUCAUCCCUCAAGGUGCUCUGAGGCCAAAUUGAUGAUAACUGAAGCACUUGUAGAGUUCUCUGUGGGUUUUAUAACAACUGGACCAGCACAGGAGCGUGCUGCGCUACGCUGUCAGAACUUAAGGGACACUUGGGGCUUCUGUUUUUCAAAGCAAGAAGCAGCCAGGGGCUACAGGGCCAAGGGAGAAAGCAUGGUGUCAUUGAAAACAGCAUAACGGAUCUAGAGGCUGCUUGCUCUGUAGCUGGCCCACAGACGCUGAAAGCAUCACGGCUGCCUUGGAAAUGUCAGUCCAGAGUGGCAAAGUGUGAAUAAAUCUUUAAGUCACCUCCUCAAACUGGCUCAUUUCCUCCAGUUAAGGUCUGGGAGGUAGAGAGUUCCUGUAGCCACGCAGAUGCCCUCACUCUAGUGAAUACGGCCCUCUGCCAAACUGUUGGAGACGCACGGAGACGGUGCUCUCUAAUGUCGUAUCAGGUAAAUUGAGUUUUCUGUCCUGUGCAGGGCCCGAGCGCUAAGUACGAGGAGCGUGCGGCAGGCGAGUGAGGGAGUGGGCAGCGAGUUUGGUGCUAGCGAGGUGUGGGCUUGACAGGCCUGAAGGAGUCUGCUUUCCCUCGCAGCCGUUUCCUUGCUGCUCUCUGUGUCUCAGCCCUGCCCGGAGAGCACCCUGUUGGGAAGAGAGAAGCUAGCGGGCUUUGUGUCUGUUUUAUAGCUAAAUCCAGCAAACCUCGUAUGUGCGUGCUUAACUGCAAACCUUUACUUUAGGUCUUCCCGUUUCAGCAAAAUGUCUGUUUGAAACUCGGGAUUUUACAUGCUUUGCUGAACUGGGGCUUGAGCCAUUGCCUUUUCAACUGAGACAACCACCAAGGAGGCUUUUGAUGUCUGUGCUUGCCCAGUGUCAAAAACCGGAGAGAGGAUUUCUUCCAUGGAAAGCAUCGGUGACCCGUCACGGAGGUCAGAAUGCAGCUGCUGAAAAGACGAGAGCCCUACCUUCGAGAAGUGCUGCGGUUUGCGGUGUGGUGCAGAGCCCUGACACUCCUGCUCCAGGCCCUGUUUAACCUCCUGGUCCCGGACCACGCUGCAGACGCCUUCUCUCCACCCCGCCUGUCUGAGCCCAGCGUCUGCGACUGGCUGUUGGAGUGGCUGUUGGGAGGCUUGUCACACUGGGAUGCAGAGCACUUCUUGUUCGUAGCUGAGCAUGGCUAUGUGUAUGAGCACAACUUUGCCUUCUUCCCCGUGUACCCCCUGAGCAUACGAGCGGUGGCAGAGGUCACUCUGUGGCCCCUGCAGGGGCUGCUCUGCCUACGGAGCCGCCUGCUCCUGUCAGCUGUACUUUUAAACGCCCUCUUCUCUGUCCUGGCAGCUGUUGUCCUCUACGAGCUGGGCUGCGUGGUGCUGCAGUGUCGCAGGACAGCCUUCCUCUCUGCCCUCCUCUUCUGCCUCACCCCAGCCAAUGUGUUCAUGACAGCCGCCUACUCGGAAAGCAUGUUUGCCCUCUUGGCGUUCAGUGCCAUGUGGCAGCUGGAGAAGGGGCGUAGCUGGACCAGCGGACUGCUUUUCUCCUUUGCUGCUGGCGUGCGCUCCAACGGGGUGAUCAAUGCUGGCUUCCUGCUCUAUUCCCAGAGCAGACGCCUUGCCUUCCAGCUCCAAGCUGGUGCGGGGUCUGUCAUGAAACAGGCUCAGGUCUGGAGGCAACUUCUCGGCUUGGCAGCCUCAGUAGUUCUGACGUGUGCUGGCCUCUUUUUACCUCCUGCUUUGUUUCAGUUCUAUGCUUACUUGAGAUUCUGUGACCCUGAUGUCAGCCCUGAACGCGCUGUUCCCCAGCCGCUGUUGCAGCUGGCCGUGGACAAAGGGUAUCGCCUAGCAAGCAUGACUGGGGUGAAACCUGCUUGGUGCUCCCACCAGGUUCCUAUGAUCUAUUCUUACAUUCAAGACGUUUACUGGAACGUGGGCUUUCUGCGAUACUUUCAGCUGAAACAGAUCCCCAACUUCCUGCUAGCUGCUCCCAUCAUGAUGCUGAGCGCUUGGGCUGCCGGCAUCUACCUCACUGCCAAUCUCCAGCACUGCUUAACACUUGGCCUGGUGAGGAGAAGGAAUAAAAGCGGGGGAGGAGAGGGCGCUGCUAAGCCAGGGGUUGGAUUUUGCUCCUCUGGUGUCUUCGUAUACGUGGUCCACGCCACUGCUCUCUUGGUAUUCGGACUCCUCUGCAUGCACGUGCAGGUCCUAACGCGGCUCCUAGGCUCGUCCUCCCCGGUGCUGUACUGGUUCUCUGCUCACCUGCUCCAGGACAGCGACGCCGUGCUGUGGCGAGAAGGGGAUCCCACCCAGACUGCAGCUUCCCUCUCCGAGAGGCCCUGUCUGGGCAGCGCUCUUCUGGGGUUGUUUGGAGCGGGGGUUUCUGAAAACCCCCUUCCGCCAUUACUGCUGAAUUACAGAAGGAAUACCGCCCUGACCAAAUGCGUUCUGGGGUACUUCCUGUCCUUCUGGCUCCUGGGACUGAUCCUGCAUUGCAACUUCUUGCCUUGGACGUAGCUAGAGAUUGUGUGUGCACGUGCAUUUGGGACCGACUUCCCAAGAGGAGCAGAAUUGCUGCUCCGAGUUGUGACUCGCUUUUGACCUUGACGUAAGGGAACUGAAGCUGUUGUCUUUGUUGAGUACAAAGUUACACAGAGCCACCGGUACGUGCACGUUCCUCAAACAGCCGUGCUCGUUUUUGUAACCCCAGUCCAUCCUUAUUCCAGCCCUCCUUUCUCUCCUUUCUCAUUGUCACCGCUCAGCUCGUGGCCAAAAUCUGGUUUGUAAACUCUCUGGGGCAGGUAACGUGUCUUUAAUUCUUCCAUCUUCUGUGCAGCACUUUACCAUAAUGAAUAGGUAUCCGAUGACACGAGUGGGAAGCCCACUGCUGUCCGAGGAGCCCUAUAGCCAACGUGUCUGCCUACAAAAUAAAGAUCCUGAGAAACUCAA
This is a messenger RNA of Alligator mississippiensis (American alligator), 4912 nucleotides long. It is a transcript of the gene PIGV, whose product is annotated as phosphatidylinositol glycan anchor biosynthesis class V. Lineage: Eukaryota; Metazoa; Chordata; Crocodylia; Alligatoridae. Gene Ontology annotation, cellular component: mannosyltransferase complex; endoplasmic reticulum membrane. Bases 2909 to 4480 code for a protein of 523 amino acids. Gene Ontology annotation, biological process: GPI anchor biosynthetic process. The transcript is spliced from 4 exons. Gene Ontology annotation, molecular function: GPI mannosyltransferase activity; alpha-1,6-mannosyltransferase activity. The record is from RefSeq and is a predicted model, not a curated record.